Cryptomeria japonica (Japanese cedar) is the source of this 5823-nucleotide messenger RNA. Its product is annotated as COP1-interacting protein 7. The transcript is spliced from 12 exons. NCBI's taxonomy places the organism in Eukaryota, Viridiplantae, Streptophyta, Pinopsida, Cupressales, Cupressaceae. The coding region runs from base 1072 to 5289 and encodes 1405 amino acids. The record is from RefSeq and is a predicted model, not a curated record.
AAAAGGUGAAAAUGAAAACGAAAGCUCUCUGUAUACCUAGACUCAUGCUUAGUGUAAUGAAAACCGGAUUAUUCAGUAAUAAUUAUACUGUCAGUGUAAGCACUGCUCUGGGCCUGUGCAGACAAGCUAACCGGAAGGGACGGUAAGCCUGUAGGCCCUUAAUAUUGGACGUCUAAAAAGUCGUAUAUUGAUUGAUGCACCGCUCUGGUAUGUCACGGGUUCGAGACCCGCUUUCGAACAUUCGAACAUUGGAAAGCUUCUGUCACAAGAGGACUGAGAAAUUUUUGGUCUGGUUUCGUCCGGAUCUGGUUUUUACUGUAGAUCGUGGUUGGUGAGGCUCGGCUUUGUGUGAGAAGUGGCUUUUUGGUGCUUGAGAAGUUUGUAUUGUACAGGCAUUGUGUGCUUUGCUGGUGAGAAGGCGUGAGGAGGCGUUUUGCAGCGAAAAUGGCGCUGCUUUGACCUGAUAUUUGAUUACAAGUGUCUGUGAGGUGCAUUUUGGUUCUGUCGACCAUUUGCUGGGACAGGCACCAUCUUUUUCCCUUUUUGGCGGCCGGAUUUGAUGAAUCACAUGUGGAAACAGUUGUUCUGUACGUGCCGUGGGCCAAGCGAGCUCAUCAGCAUGGUGCGUUAAUGUCAGCAAAUUAAUCAUUGUUGUGCAUUUUCAAUGUGAAGCGACGGGGAAACGUGCUCUUGCGGUCGGGAUUCGCUCGUCAACUGGUCCGUUAGAAGCGGUUCUCGCGGAAUGCAAGGCUUUUCAAGGCCAAAUAGUAUGAUACCAGUUAUUCUUCAUCGUUGUUCGCGUAAACGCAGAUUUGCAGUUGCAGUUGUAGUUGGCUCAGUUUCGAGAGGGAGAGUUGCGUCGGGUUAUUUUGGUUUAAUCUAUUCAAAAUACAAUGCAGAUACCGACGCUUUAUGGAGUUAACUUUCGCUUGAAGUUUAAUGAAGCCUCAAAUCUUGAUGAAUUAGAUCGCUACGAGGGUUCCUGGUGCUGUAUCUGAACUUUUUGGAACUUUCUGGUUCUGAACUGUACGAGUAUACUUCAAUAUUGUGGAAAACACAUUUUCAGGCGAGAUGAAAGGAGACACAGUCCUUGCUUACGCAGCUUUUCAACUCUAUCCAGGACAGACGAGGUGUGAAGUGGUACUUUCAGGCGGCGGUGAAACAGAGAAACUUAAUCCCGUCCUUCUAGAAGCCCUGAUUGCACAUUUGCCUCCAGCAAAAGAGUUAGCUAAUGAAGCCGAACAUGUUUUUAAGCUUGAAUUGCGUGACGAUGAGAAUGCAGCGCCAUGGUUCACCAAAGGCACCAUGGAAAGGUUUAUACGGUUUGUAAGCACUCCUGAAGUGCUGGAGCGGCCCAAUGUUCUUCAUGCUGAGAUGGUUCAGUUGGAGACUGCCAGAAAAUUACCUCCCACACUAUAUUCGCAGGUUGAUGGAGGUCAUCUUUCCAGUACGGGGUUGGCAACAGAGCUGAGCACACCUGGAGCUGCCAUCAAGUCGAGGACAGAAACAAUGCUAGCAGAUGCUUCAAGGAAUGAGUUAUUACGUGCCUUAGAUGUACGACUUAUGACUUUGCAUCAAGAAUUGGAUAAAGCUUUUGCUCGCGCUACUGCUGCAGAGUUUUUGGUUGAAAACACAGUUGAUCUCUUAGCAUUUUCAGAACGAUUUCAGGCCAGUCGUUUAAGGGAUGCAUGCACCAAGUUUCUGAUUUCAUGUCAGCAAAGACAGCAACACUUUUCCCUCCUCCAAAAAAAUGCAGAUGCAUGUUUUUCAGGCCUUGGAAUUCCCCUUGAUAACAAAAGAUGUGGUGAACCUUCAUCCAAACAUUCAAGGAAACAGGAUGACAAACCUAAUGAGAGUACUGUGGAAGAAAGUCGAGUGUCCCAAUCACAUGCUGACCAACAAGAUGAGCAAGAAAGUUGUUUCUCAUCACGUAUGGACAAUUUUGAUGCAAAACUUCCAGAAUCCUGUACAACAGAAACUGAAGCUAGUUUGUUAAUGUUGGAGUCAAAUAACAUUGCUUCAAUUGGGUUUGAACAACCUGCAUCAGACAAAGAUAACCGAUCUCCAGCACCCACUAGAAGGCCCUCAGUCAGAUCUGCAUCCCCAGCAAGGGCAAGAAGGUCAGCCUCCCCAAUGCGAAAGGUCCAAAUAGGGAAAUCUGGAUCACGGAGAUCUAAUGUAUCAGCAAUUCAAUUCAUAAAUUACAUGCCACAAUGGUCUAACAGAGAGAGAGACUCAAACAGAGAGUCUGAAAGUAGUGAUACAGAUAAUGAGAGUGAUGGGGAUGAUGAAAAGUUGGAGUGCCCACCAAAGACUGUAUCAACUAGGACAAUUAGUGUUCAGGAUGCAAUUAAUCUUUUUGAAAGGAAACAAAGAGAACAAAGACAUUCAACAGAAGGCCUUAAAAAAAAUAUCAAUGCAGAAAGCCGAAGGUUAUCAGCUGAAACUGGGAACUCAACUACUCAUGAAAAAGCCAUCCUAAGGAGGUGGAGUGGAGCCAGUGAAGUAGGUAAGUUGGACGUGCCGAAUUCUGCAAAGCACUUAUUGGUAAUUGGAAAGGACAAGCGCCAAGUAGAGAUAACUCCUCAGAGUGAGUUGAAACAAAUGGAAGAAAGAAAAGAUGUGGGCUUGGGCUUCUCAUCCACACCUGAAAUUAUAGAAUCACAGAUAAUGCAGGCUGAACAGAUGCAGGGAAUCAUCUCACAGCAUUCAGAAGACACUGGAUCCCUGGAAAUAAAUUUUUUAGCAAAUAAUUUUCAGAUACAGGGGUCAGGAACCACUGACAAUUUUCCCUAUGGGGUUAGCCCUGAAAAUGAGCCCACGGUGAAACAGUUCAGGAGCAGUCAUGAGUUGAAUCAACUCCUUCAGGAGAAAGCCAAUCAAUUGGAAGCGUUUUUUGCUGCUCAUAAGGGCAGAAGUCAGGCUGCUGAAGAAGGUUCAAAUGUUCCUCCUUCAAGUAAGCUUCAUGCUAAAGACGAAGCAAGCAUGGAGUUGAAAAGCUCAGAUGUGAAUUCCAGUGAGCCGAGAAGCCUAGACAAAUUGCAUGCAGGUAGCCCAGGGGAAAUGAGUCUCAGGAAAGGUAUGUUUCCUGGUACUGACAUAGACCUGGAUCAACAGUUAAGAACCAUGCAGAGUUUCGGCAAAGAUUCAGUGUAUGGCUCAUGGAGCAACAGUGCAGACUUUGACAUGCAGACCUUGAUGGAAAUGGUAGAUGGAAACUGUUAUAAUUAUGAGGAGCAGUUAGGAGCUCUUGAUAACAACAAAUUUUCUGAUGAGCUUAGAGGGAAAUUCUAUGAUCAGUACAGGCAGAAACGUGAAGCCAAGCUGAGGGAGGAACACACAGCAAAGAAAUCAGAAAAAGAAGCAAAACUUAAGGCUAUGCAAGAAGUACUAGAACGGAGGAAAACAGAAAUGGCAGGAAAAUAUGCAAAAUCAUCUGUAAAGCGAGAUCCUUUGCAGUCUCAAUCUCGAGGCCAAAAAUCGCAGUCUUCCAAGACUAAGCUUUCCAAGAACAAGAAAGAAUUGCACAAAAACAAUGAAGAUAAUGGAGACAGCACAAAUGAUUUGCAUGAGCGUUCAUUUCACCAGAAAAACCCAAACAACAGAGGUGCUCCUGGCGAGAUCCCUUCUCCAACCUCAACUCCACGACUCCCAACGGAUCUGCCCAAAUCUAAUGGUUUCAGGAAGAUUUCAUCCAAAAGUACGACUUCAGCAAUUGCACAGAGUUCUUCUCCUAUGACAUCAUCAUCACCUAGAGCUGCCAUACCUAAAGUGUCAAGUACCAGUAACGCAUCUACAGGCAGGCGCAAGAGUCAGUCACUGGUGGGUGGAAAUCCUUUGGCUCGAUCAAUGCCCAAUUUAGCUGAUUUAAAGAAGGAGAGCUCAAAAACUUUAUCUGGACGUUCAAAUUUGAAGUCAACUCUCGAGAAAGGUGCAGCUAUGCCUCGUGGGAAAAAUAAAGGUAGCAGCCAGAACAAAAGUGGCACAGAACCUCCUCAUCUUGAUGUUAAUGGCUCUAGCUGUGGUUCACAGUCAUCUCACAGUAAGGAAGAGAAGAAGAACCGUAGUCAUCCAAGAAAAGGCCUUGUUGGUGGUAAGGAACUCAAAAGCUUGUCUGCCAUUACUUCCGAGGAAAGUGCUUUGACAUCAAAACCAAGCUUCUACAGUAAAGUGACCAAAAAGAACAGCGUUGUUCCCCUAGAGUCUAAACCAUUCCUUCGUAAAGGCAAUGGAAUAGGACCUGGGGUUGGUCGUGGUAUUUCCAAAAUGAAAGCAUCCUCACUUGAUGAUGUCCCAAAAACUGUAGAGGAUGAAUGCCAAGUUGUUGAAGAAAAUAUAAAGGAAACAGUCUUAGAAUCAGGAAACUCCAAAUCAUCAGACACCAUGGAAGGAACUGCAGAUGAAAAUAAGCCCGAUCAGCAAGGAAAUGGUACUUUGGACACUGAGGAUGCCCUUGGUGAUUUAGAUACACUGGAAAAACAUAUUUAUAGCAUGCCAGACCUCAGUAAGAUAGAAGAUGUCUAUGAGAAUGGCAUGCCCAAUGAUGAUAGGCACAUUCAAACUGUCUCAGAAGUGAGCAAUACCAGUGUCUCACCAGCAAAAACAAAAUCCUCCUCCAGCGCCACAAAACAGGAAUGUGAUGAACAAAAUAUUUCAACUUCCGAGAUUAUUCUCAAUGAGUAUGAUAUCAAACCAUCCUUGGAAGCUGAAGUACUGGUUGAGCCACCCCCAUCAGCUGCUUUGGCCCAAUUAGCCCCAUCUGGCCUAAACUCUGAACUUGGGAACCCUAUAUCAUUAAAAUCACGUAAGCCACAUUCUCUUUCUCAGAUGUUGGCAGCUGAUACUGAUGAAGAAAAAACACGCCAAAAAUGGGGUAGUGCACAAAAGCCCAUUUUGGAUCCUCAGUAUUCCCAAAAGGAUGCUCCAAAAGGGUUUAAGAGGCUUCUGAAAUUUGGUAGGAAAAACAGAAGUGAAAUGGGUACAACUGAUUCACUUUCUGGGUUCCCCUUUGCCGAAGGUGAUGAAGGCAUAGAAGAAUUGAAGGAGCCCUUUAGAAGAAAUGCAAAUAACCUGCAAAGAGGCCAAGUGCAAGCUAAGGCCAUUAGACCAGGAAAUGCCUCUUCUGAUAGAAGUUAUGAUUUUCAAAGCACAAAUUCUUCUGUCCAUUCAAUUCAAAGUUCUGUUCUCCAGGAUGAACAUUUAACAGGAUCCACAUUGCUGAAAGCACCCCGCUCUUUCUUUUCAUUGUCAACAUUCAGAAGCAGAGGAAGUGAUUCAAAAUCUCGUUGAUUUGGAUGGUUGCCUACGUUUCUAAGCUCUAUGGCACUAUGCUCAAAUGAAGUUUGUAGAAUGCUUGGACAUAAUGUUUUUGAGAGUUGUCUCGUGUUGCAAAUGACUGAUCUAUUGUGGGUAGUCAGUGUACUUUAAUACAACAGGAUGCUUUUCUGUUGAAGUAUAGAAUAGGUAUAUCUUGAAAUGUUAUUCCAAUCAAAGGAAAAUGAAAACGGAGUUACAGAUAUUACUUGCAACUUGCAAUUUUAAUGUUUCAACAUGUUGGGGGUUCCUUUAGGAUUCGUCAUGUAACAUUUUUGGGGAGUUGCCACGAGGCUUGAGCAAUUCAACUUGUUUAUUCCUUGUAUUGCUGGGUGGGACAGUUCACUUUCUAGAAGAAUAUCAGCUUCAAUCUUCCUUGAACUUGUUUAUUCCUUGUAUUGAUGUGUGGGGAAGUUCCCCUUCUACAAGAAUUUCAGCCGCCGCCUUCUUUCUGCAUGUAACAGUUGGUUUGACAAUAAUACAAUGGUUCAGUGUCAGACAGUUCACGUA